Molecule: messenger RNA, 1157 nt
Organism: Leptopilina boulardi
Lineage: Eukaryota; Metazoa; Arthropoda; Insecta; Hymenoptera; Figitidae
Product: distal membrane-arm assembly complex protein 2
Exons: 1
Coding region: 159-1061 (300 amino acids)
Source: RefSeq, a predicted model, not a curated record
AAUAAUUCAACAACAUAACCUAAAAUUUCUAGUACUACAAUCCAAACAUUAAGAAAUUAAUUCACUUUAAUUAAAUAAUUAAACAUCUAGUGAAAAAUUUCAUAAAUAAUUAAAUAGUGAACAUUAUUAUUUAUUAAAUUUUCAAAAUAAAAUAAAUAAUGUUAAUUCGAAAAUUAUUUCGUUCCAUUGAAAAAAAUGAUAUAAAUCAUUUAAAAUAUAAUCCUGUGAUUUCUAGAUAUUUCUGUAUUGAUUUAGAUCAGACACCAGUGAAACGUCAAAUAAGAAAAUUACGAAAAUGGCAAAAAGAGCCUGAAAAAGAGAUGAAAAGUUUUUUUGGCCUAUUCGAUAGAACACAAGCACCAGGAGUUACUAAAGAACAUAGAAAGGCAUUUCGAGACACAAGUUUUUGGAAUCCAAUACGAGGUGAAGAAAUUGAUACAUCAAUUCAAGCUAUAAAAGAAGAUUAUUAUUAUACGGAGAAAUUAGUAGAAAAAGAAAAUCAAAAAUAUAUACCCGAACGACUUAAUAUUUUGGGUAGUGAUUUGGCGGUUGCUCACUUUUUAAUUCAUCGUGGUGGAAAAGUGAAAUUUCGAAAUAAUGACAAUUGGUUUGAAAUGAUUAAUAAUAAACCACCGAAUUUACCUGCUAAAUUUGAUCCAAAAUAUAUUAUUUCUGCUGUUGAUUGUUCCAAUAUGAAACUCUACUACGAGGGUCUUCUUAAUUUUGAAAAUCUCACACGUGCCAAAUGGGCAAGUUUUCGGAAUAAUCAAGUUUUUGACGAAUGGUGUUUAGAUCGUAUUGUUGGACAAAUGCCCUGCUUAGAAUAUUUGGAUGUAUCCAAUUGUCCAAACCUUAAUGAACGUGGACUUGAGGCAUUGUACAAACUCUUCUAUCUUAAAAAAUUAAUUGUUACUAAUUACGAUGAAUCUGUAGCCUUUGAAUUGACAUGCUUGAUGUUGGAGGAUUGUAAUCCAAAUUUAAAUUGUAUAAUUCUUAAACCUGGAGAAACUUACACGGAAAAAGUAGAAACAAAUAAAAUAGAAACAGAAAAUAAAACUUAAAAUGUAUGUAAUUUAAAUUUUGUCAAUUUCAAAAUAGAAUGAUAAUGUAUAAUAGUGUAUUUGUAAAUCAUUUAAUUACAUUUACGUUAAUAGAAA